AUGACCGAGGCAACUUCCACAGGACCUCAGCGGUAUGUCGGCUUUGCACCGGUCGGCAAGUGCGACGGCCUCGGCUCUGGCUUCAACCUUCUUUCCACGACAACAGCGCUGCUGACCGGCUCGCAGCCCUACACGUUCGCGCCCAAGGCUGAGGACUGCAGCGCGUCAGGCGUUGUGUUUGAGGCCUGUCUGUCGAACGACCACACAAUCUCAGCGUCACCGAUCUAUGUCGGCCAGACCGGCGCGCGGGUGACUGUGGCGUGUCCGCUCGUCAACGCCAUCACCGAGCUGCAGCCGUCGACGUUCCUCAACUCGACCCAGCCGACGCUGAAACUUGUGGGUGCGGUGCCGUCGCCGGAGACCUUUGUAGCACUUUCGCUUGACCGCGACUGCUCGAGUGUGUUCGGCAAGACAAAUGUGAUCUCGACAACUACGGUGGCGAUCAACGUGGUCAUUGCGCGACUGCAGCCGCACUACAUCUGCUACUCGACGAGUGGCAUCUCGGGUACGUUUGUGCCACAGACGCUCGUCGAGCUCAAGGUGACGUCGGACCCGGUCGAGUCAUCGCUAGUCUCGAUCUCGCCGCGGAUCAUUGGCGCUGGCACCCAGCCAUCGCUCGAGGUGACCGGUGACAUUUCGUCGACGUCGCAGCUCGGCUUUGACAUCUCGCCCGACUGUGCCGCGCCGGUUGCCGUCACAGCGAUCACAACCGCACCGACGACAACGACGCCGCUUGGCGCGCCCAUCCUUUCUCCGGGCAAGUACUUUGCCUGCUUCCGCAACGACACCGGCGACCUCUGGACGAAACAGAUCGCAUCCGAGGCGCGGCUUGAAGUGGUGGCGGCGCAGCCGGCAUCGAUUGCCACGGUCUCGCCUAGUGCAUUUGGUGCAUCGACUACGCCUGAGCUUCAGAUCUCGGGCCUGGUCGCGACUCCGGACACAUACUUUGCGCUGACCACGUCGACGUGUGAUGCGGCCGUGGCGCUGACCGAGGUUAGUGCCGCGACGCCGAGCCCGGUGAUGCUCGCCAGCGGCGUGGGCGUUGGCAUGUACUCGAUCUGUUACUCGACCAACUACACCACGCUCGCGGACAUGAUUCUCCAGUCGUCGCCCGGUGCUACGGUCAAGGUUGUCGAGGCCACGACGACUUCCAUCACCGCCGUCUCGCAUCCGAGCCUUCCGUUUGGAUCUGAAGCGACGCUGACGUUCUCGGGUGGGGCCGACCUUGUCCCUACUCCGCUUGGCGCUGUGCGCCUUGUGGUCGGCGCGUGCAGCGGUACCGAGGUUGUCACGUUUUCGCUCUCGUCGUCGCUCUCGGUCGAUCUGGGCGCGAUUCCCGAAAUUUUGGAGAACACGUACACUGUCUGCUACUCGGUCGACGGCGUUUCUUCCCUUGCGCAGGUUGGCCAGACGGUGUCGUUCUACAAGGCGACGUUUUUGUCGGCUACGGACUUUGUUCCGAGCAACAUUGGUGCGUCGACAUCGCCGCGGCUGCAGACGACUGCGGCGUUCAACUUGCCUACGGCGUCGCUCGCGCUUGUGCCCUAUAACGGGGACUGCACGUCGGCGAGUCAGCGGGUGGCAACAGUGGUGGUGGGCGCGUCGCCAGGCGCGGUCACGUUCCCGCCGAUCACCCCGGCGCAGACUGCGGCGUACGACGUGUGCGCCAAUGAGGACCCCAGUGUCUCGCGCUCGCCGUGGAUGAAGCAGUCGGGAGCGACCAUUGUGGUGCAUACGGCGGCGACGGGCUCGAUCACGAGCAUUUCGCCGACAGUGGCGGCGAAGGGCCAGAUCAAGCAGUUCUCGUUUGUGCCCGCCACGCCUGUCAUUUCUAUUGUGCCGACACCGUUUGCCUACAUUGCGUUUUCGGCUCAGCAGAUCGACUGCACGCAGCGGGUGGGUGCCAUCAACGUCUCCGAGUCGUUUACCUCUGUGUUCAUGGACGACGUCAUUUCGACGACGGGUACCUACCAAGUCUGCUUCUCGGUGGACAACCAGGUGACGUGGACGCAGCAAAGUGGCGUGUCGCUUGACAUCAUCGAGGCGACCCAGGCUUCUGUGGCGUCUCUGACGCCGACAGUGGUUGGUUUUGGCACCACGCCGCGGUUCUCCGGCCUGGAUCAGCUGCGGGUGACGAGCGACUCGUUUGUCUUCCUCUCUACUGCCUCGGACUGCUCAACGACUGCAGAGACGAUCCCGGUUGUCGUACCGGACGGCAACAACACGAUGCCCGCCUCUGCUCCGCUGUCGAACGCCGGUGAGUUCUUUGUGUGCUACACGGUGGACAACUUCCAGACCCGUGUUCUACAGACGUCUGCGACCAAGAUCAACAUCAUCCAGGCGCAGGCGACGUCGAUUACGUCGGUCACGCCGGUCAUUGGCGCCAAUCAUGCAUCGGUGCAGGUGGCAUUUGCGGGCGUGGCCGACUUUUUGCCGUCGGACGACUCGCGUGUUGCGUUUGUGCUCUCGGGUGCGUCGUGCUCGUCACCGGCAGCGCGGCGCGGCGAAACGCUCUACUCUCCGUCAAACGUGGUGGGCGGCAAGGUUGCUCUGGCGACCGCAAUGACUGUUCCUGGCCUGUACGAGGUCUGCUACACGGUCGACGACGGUGCCAGCUGGGUGCAGCAGACUACGACGGGUGUGGUGAUGCGGGUCAUCGCGCCGACGUCUGAAGACGUGCUCUCGAUUGCGCCAGGCACGGUCUCUGUCGGUGUUCCGAUUACGUUCGACAUUGGCCUCAACGCGACGUCGGUCUCGGCUGUGCCGUCACCGUCGUCGUACAUUGCCAUCGGCGACACGAGUGGCAACUGCUCGACGGUGCUUGCCCCGGCGGCGCUCACCGCCCUGCCCGCCAAGUACAGCGUGGCGUCGGGCUUCACCGAUCCGGGCAUGUACCCUGUGUGCUGGUCGACAGACGGCGGGUCGACAUACGAGGUUCAGGGCGAUGUGGAGCUCGAGGUGGUGCUGACCUCAAACACAACGGUGACUGCGCUCUCGGUCUCGCGCAUCGGCGAGGGCGAGGCCACGCCGAUCGAGCUUGUGGGCGCGGUGUCGACGCCCAAGACCCUUGCUGCGUUUAUUCCGAUGGGGCAGAGCUGCAAGCCGAGCCCGCCGUCGUCAGUGGCGCUUACGUCGUCUACGAUCAUUCCUUCGCUCUCGCUCGGCCUCACACCUGGCGUGUACAAGCUGUGCUACUCGACAGACGCAAGCGUGUGGACGGAGCAAAUUCUGGUCCAGCUGGAGGUUGUGUCGUGUCUUCCUGCCACCACUUGUUCGGGUUGUCACGCCCGUGAGUCCGGCAAGUGCACAUGGUGCCAAGGCGACUCAACGUGUCGGGCCAUCAACACGGCGCCGGUCUGCACACAGCAGGUGCUCAACGCCACUGUUGGUUGCCCGACGCUCGAGCCUAGCACUGACCUCGCGGGCUCACUUGCGGGCCGCACCCCGAUCCCAAUGGUGUCGCAGUUUGACUUUCCGACGCCGAUCGAGGCGUACACGUGCGAGUUUACGCUUACAGACUCGUCGUCGGUCUUUGUGACCAACGCCUCGUCUACAGCGGACCCCAAGGUGAUCAACUGCAUCUCAGGUUCUGUGUCUGAGGCAGGGCGGGCCAGCGUUGUGCUCAAGUUCCUGGGCCAGCCGUACACAGAUGGCUCUGUGGUGCUGUUCCGGUACUACGACUGUGCGGCGUCGUCAUGCGACGCGUGCUUCUCGUCGAGCAAGCCCGAGUGUGGAUACUGCUUUGGUGAUGCGUUCUGUGGGACGCAGUUUGAGUGCACCGAGGGUGCGACUACGGUGUCGCCGCUCUGGUCGCAAGACGCGUGCUCGGAGAUCAGCAACAUCAACCCGGUGUCGGGCUCGCCCGACGGCGGGGACCUUAUCACCGUGACCGGCACCAACUUUGCCGAGGGCGUCAACUACGGCUGCGUUUUCUCGACAACGCAGUACAACGAGUCGACGUGGAACUCGCAGACUGAGGUGGUGUGCACCUCGCCGCCGGCCGACGUCGGCUCUGUCUUCCAGUUCUCACUGUCGUAUCGCGACACGGGCCUGCCGUACACGACGGGAUCUGCCGUGUACACGGUUGUGGGUGCAGACGCGGCGCCGUCGCCGUCUCCGUCGUUUGUAACGUCGCCGCUAGCCAUUGGCGGCGGUGUCCUCAUUCUGUGCAUUCUCGCGAUUGUCAUUGCGGUUGUCAUCCUGCUUGUGACACGGCGCGGCAACGACGGGGUGGAAGUGCCCAAGCUGACACCUGCGCUGCUGCGCGAGACGAUCUUUGGCAAGGGCCUCUCGAACCCGCAGGACGCGCGGACGUUCCUGGCUCACAUUGGGCCCUUUAUGGACAUUCUGAAGGAGGAGAACAGGCAAGCCAUCUUUGCUGUGUGCGACGUGACGCAGGCGACCGAGGCCGAUGACAUUUCCAAGGCUAUGAUCUACGUCUUUGAGCGCGACAACCAUACGGUGGCGGUGCUCUCGGCCUUUGUGCGGAAGGAGAUCAAGGCUGCGAUUUCGCAGUCGACCAUGUUCCGGACCAACUCGUUUGCGACCAAGAUGUUCAAGGCUUACUCCAAGAUGGUGGGUCUCCCAUACCUGCACGCAACGCUUGCGGUGCUCAUCAAUCGCAUUAUGGUGCAGGAGGGCGAGAACAUCGGGUCGUUCCGGUCGGCGGCUGGUGCAACGGACGCCAACCGGUCCAAGUUCACGCUCCUCACCUCGUGCCAGAAGAUCUUUAACGCCAUUGUGCGGUCGGAGAAGAACAUCCCCGUCCAAUUCCGACAGAUCUUUGCUGUUGUUCGCGAGUGCAUCCGCGAGGAGUUCCCCAUCAAGAUGGAGAACCUUGCGGCAGUGGUCUCGUCGCAGAUGCUUAACGGCCUGCACUCGACGCGUGAGGCGUACGAGGAGGGUGUCGACUCGUUCCAGAACCUUGAGUUUAUGGACGAGCACGUGACGGAUGAUCUCGAGCAGCUCAAGCACGUCAUUGCACCCGUGCAGAGCCUCGUGCAGACGUUUGCGUCAACGGUGCAGACGCUCUCCGUCCAGCUCAAGAAGAUGAUGACGGCGUGCGAGUCGCUCGAGGGUGCGCUCGACCCGACGUCGCCGGCGGCGCGCCGGCUGCUCGAAGAGCACACCAACUCGCAGAACUCGAUCGCCGUCGGAGGCUUCUUCUUCCUCCGCUUCCUCGUCCCGGCCAUUACCGCCCCCGAGUCGUACGUCCUCGUCUCUGAGGCCCCGCUGCCCGACGAGCGCCGCGCGCUCAUCAUGGUUGGCAAGGUCCUCCAGAACCUGUCCAACAACAAGGAGUUUGGCGGCAAGGAGCAGCAUAUGCAGCAGCUCAACGACUUUAUCUUCUCCAACAAGAACGAAGUCAACGCCCUCUUUGAGCGGCUGUGCAAGAUGGACGUCUUUGUCGCACCGCCGCCCGUCGAGAUCCCCAAGAAGCACUUUGAGGCAGCCCAGCUCAAGCUCUUCCUCCACACCAAGCGCAACCUGCUCAAGGUUGUCAACGACCUCCUUGAGUCUAAGGAAGGCACACCCGCCGACAUCGUCUCGCUCCGUCAGCAGACCGCUGGUAACCUCGUCGCCACCAUUGAGUCGAUCGUCUCACGCUGCUCCCCGGGCGGCUCCCUCUCUCCCGAGGACGCCUCGCUCUUUGACCAGGCCCGUACCCGCGUCAUCUCGGCCAUGUCUGGCGCUCGCUCAGUGGUCCAGGGCGCCGCCGCAAGCUCGUCGUCCUCGUCCUCGUCUGACGAUAACGGCCCGCCCGGCACGCCCGAGACCCUCGUCAACCCGUCGCCGCUGUCCCAGGCGGCCCACGGCACCGACGCCGACGGCGGCAUCGAGCUCACGGCGCUGUAG
Molecule: messenger RNA, 5856 nt
Organism: Thecamonas trahens ATCC 50062
Lineage: Eukaryota; Apusomonadida; Apusomonadidae
Exons: 1
Coding region: 1-5856 (1951 amino acids)
Biological process (GO): regulation of GTPase activity
Source: RefSeq, a predicted model, not a curated record